GCCGUCGCAGCUGACGCCGCGGCAGGCCGCCGCGAAAGGCCGCCGCCGCCGCGGCAGGCUGGAGGCCGCGGCGGCGGCGUCGCGCAGGCCGCCGCUGCACAGUGUGGGCCGCCGCCGCCUCCGCGCGUACAGGCCGCAAGCGGGGCCGGCGGCCCUCGCCGCCGCGGCCGCGGCCGGCGCAGCGGCGGGGCGGCCGCGGCCGAACGUUUCGGGUCGCGGCGGCGGCGCGCGGCCGCUGGCCGCCGCGGCGGUGUCCGCGGGCGCAGGGUUGUCGCAGGAGGCGCCGUUGGGCGUCGUGGGCGCCCUCGCGAGCAGGGAGUGGACGUCGAUGGUCACGAAGGGCUCCUUGGUGGCACAGACGAGCAGGGUCUUCAUCGGCCGCUACGACGCGACGGUGGCCGCCUUCGAGCGCCGCUGGCACGAGGGGCGCGUGCUCCUGGCGGUGUUCGUGAUGCUGGUCCUCUGGUCGCACUUCUGCGGCCCUGGCCCCAGCGCUGGCAGCCCCCUGGACGUGGACGAGGCCGAGGUCGAGAGCCGCCGCGACGCGCCCGGCUCCGUGCCGCCGAGCCUGCCGGGCUCCGUGGCCCCGUCCCAGCGGGCCUCGGCGCGCCCGUCCGUGGUGCCGUCGCGGUUUGGCAGCGGGCCCUCGUCGCGCUGCCACAGCCCGCCGCGCCUGCAGGAGGAGUGCCGCUUCUCCAGGCACCCCUCCGGCUCCUGAGGCGGCGGCGCCGCGGGGGGCAGGGGACCGCGCACCGGGGCCCGCGCGGCGCAGUGCGGGAGGGCGGCGACGCCCUCUCCGCUGCCUCGCUGCCCGCGCGGCACCCGGCACUCGCCGCGGCAUGCCGACUUGGGCGGGGAGGAGGAGGAGGAGGAGGAGGAGGAGGAGCCCCCCUAACUCCCCGGGCGCGCCCGCGCAGCAGAUGGCUUCCCCCCCCUCUGGGGCGCGCGGCCGCGCUGCUGGGCCCGCUCGCAACUCGACCUCUGCGCGGCGGCGGCCGGGCGGGCGCCCGGCCCCGCGGCCCUCGGAAAGAGCCGCGCGCCUUUCCUGUUCGGAGGCCAUUUUUGCUGGUAGGCUCUGGCAGGUUUGCGCC
Molecule: messenger RNA, 1091 nt
Organism: Prorocentrum cordatum
Lineage: Eukaryota; Dinophyceae; Prorocentrales; Prorocentraceae
Source: the annotation of a GenBank genome assembly